Molecule: messenger RNA, 624 nt
Organism: Penicillium expansum
Lineage: Eukaryota; Fungi; Ascomycota; Eurotiomycetes; Eurotiales; Aspergillaceae
Exons: 1
Coding region: 1-624 (207 amino acids)
Source: RefSeq, a predicted model, not a curated record
AUGCGAAAGACCGCCAAUCCUCUCCCUCCAAUAAUCUUCCGACUUGUUGGAAUAUUUGCACUUGUUGGCGUUAUUCUGAGCAUCGUCGGCGCAACCCAAAACUUCAAUAUUUCCCACACUGUUGUCACCACAGAGACGAAGGUUGGGCUGAUCUGCUACCUCAUUGCCUGGAUCGGUGUGUGUGGACUGUUACUCCUGGUUUUGCAACGGAACCAAAGUAUCGAGGACGGAGAACAUCGCUUGCUCCUGGCUGUGGGCGUCUCUCUCCCUUUGGUCCUCGUGCGGUUAAUCUACUCUUUCAUCUAUUCCUUUGGGCGGAAGGCCGAAUUCAACAUGCUGUCAGGAAAUAUCACAAUUCAGCUUGUGAUGUCUGUCCUAGAGGAGAUGGUGGUUGUUUUUGUGUGCCUGGGCAUCGGUCUUACACUUCAAGUACGACCCUCCGCAGAGUAUACGCAGCAACGCAGUGUCCACAGCGGAGAAGAAGAUCUAGUGGAGAUGGAGAGUGGCCGUCCACAGGGACAGACACGUGAAAUGAGACGAGCCCAAAGACCAAAGCGUCGGGGUGGUCCUAUUACGAGACUCGUAAUGGCUAUUGUCGAUGAGGUCAAUGACAGGAAACAAUGA